Exophiala oligosperma is the source of this 2946-nucleotide messenger RNA. RefSeq lists its product as uncharacterized. Lineage: Eukaryota; Fungi; Ascomycota; Eurotiomycetes; Chaetothyriales; Herpotrichiellaceae. Bases 818 to 2608 code for a protein of 596 amino acids. The transcript has a single exon. The record is from RefSeq and is a predicted model, not a curated record.
CCUGCUUCUCUCUUCCUCCUGUUCUUCCAUCCAUGGCGCUGAAACACCCACGCUCUCGAUAGUGGGACUCGGCCAGCUGUCAUUGUUGCCGUCACCGCUGUCAGGUCCUCCUUCUACUGCACCUGCGGGUCGAAGCGAUGCCGAAAUGUUGAACCUUUUAGAUCUUCUGAUGUCGUGGCAGGGAUUCCUUGAUGAUAUCGCAGCGCUCUGCCCUCGAGGCGAGACAAUAGCCACGAGACCUACCUGACCGAGCAAGCUCCUACCCUCUCGACGCUUGACUGUUAUUGUGAAAAGACCGCCCACAGCACCACGUCUGGUCUGUGAAUCUUUUGACCAUCCUCUUUGCCGACAUUCUGUCAGCCUGGCUCCCUAUCGUCGUCGGCCUGACGAGUCUCCGCCCGCUUUUUCUUACACUCCUUCAUCCUCUCGUUAUUGGUCGUCGAGUUGGCAUCUUCCAACAAGCACCCGGUCGUUUUACGUGUUGUCACCAGCCUCCGUUGGAUAUAUCCUGUCUGAAAAUCCCCUAAUCUAGAUCUUCUGCUGCGGCCGCCAGAACAUUCCACGGAACGUCAGGAACAAGGACGCUUACUACUGAAAUCCGAUCUGACAGGCUCACUGCGACCGACUGGGGAUUCCGCCCCCAGCUAAUCGUCCGUCCGGUUCAUCCCAGGACAUUGCGCGGCAGCUAUUCAGAUUGUCGCAAACGCAUUUGUUCUCGCAGACAGAAGCGCAACAUGACUCCGCAUCAUCGCGCAGUGCUCGUACCAAGGUGAUGCUGUUCUGGAGGAUCUGAAACCGAUUGCUGGCUCUACCCAACAUGCCGUCGCCGAAUCAUCGUUCCAGAGCUUCGCUGGCUUCGACGAGCACGGGAGCGGCCAUACGGCGUGGAGAUUUGAAAAUCUCGGACCCAAUACCUUUCAACGAAUCAAGGGACAUGUUCACCACCUCAGCUUCAGUCCCCUCCCCUGGCCCUGCAUCUGCUUAUCAGUCCAACGACACUACCUGGCAACACCAAAACCUUCCGCCGCAAGAGUACCAUCAUCGCCAUGUCAGCGAAGUACCGAUCAAUAUGACCUUGCGGAAUUCCGCCGGUCCAUCGCUCAUCCCAAGUUCCAUGUCUUCGGUGCCUUCCAAGUCGUCUAUGAGCCAAAAGAAGCCUGGAGGGUUGCGUGCAACUCUCAAGCGUAUGUUCACGGGAAGGAAACAUCGGUCUGUUCCUGCUCAAGCCAACAAUUACCAUUACAGUGACCCAGGCCAACUACUUCCUGUCAGUGAACAGCAUCAACCUAGACAGUCAGAGCCUCCACAGGCUCCUGGACACGCAAUACCGGGCAGGGCACUGACGUCGCACUCGGUACAUUCAACUCUCGAGCAGAAUCUUCCGUCAUCACCUCGGCGCGGGCGUCGAAACACCUUACCUAGUCUGGUGUUCAGUGAUAAGGACUUGGGCUCGUUAGCUGCUCUUACCAAUUGGGCUGCCGGCGAAAGCACCCAACAGAGCAAACGGUCAAAGGAGGAUUGCGUCUCUGAUGGUCAAUUGAAACGUCGAUCUAGGAGUGCUGAUCAGCUCAAUGAAGCCUUGCGCUCAAGCGGUGUUGAGCCUUCACCUACCCGCGACCGCGCCAGUGAGAUCGCCUACUGGCGAAAUAGCGCCAUCGAGAAUCCCGUCCCGGUGUAUAGUGGUCAAUCGAUCGCCGUCGACCCGGUAUAUGUCACAGCUGCGCCCGUGAGUUCGACAGCAGAAUCUGAACGAGCCUCCUCGAGUGCUGCCAACCCGAUGCAGGCCUUCGAUUUUGGGUUGGAUCUUUCCAACGUCGAUGACACAAGCUUGGAGCAAAGAAUCAAUACAUUGGAAAUCAAGCUCAUUGAUUUCGAAUAUGCCAUUGCCAAACUCCAAGGGACAAAGAUAUCCAAUCCCGUCAGAGAAUCGCGACACUUCAAUCAGGGACCCAUGCAAGACGGCUUUCCCAAUGAUUACGCGGAUGCCACUUUGACUUCGGUCUCUUCGCAGGAGAGUAGCUAUCUAGCUUCUUCUCCGAAUACUGUUAACAACAUGAGCUUUCUGUCAUCCCCAGGCGAUUCUCCUUCCCUAUCACCAGAACGAGAAGAUCUCUUCCGCCCUCAACGAAGCAGCAAGGCCACAACCGCCACCAUCACGCCAUACAAUUCAAAGCCCAAGACACCACCCCCACCAGAAUCACCGACCUCGAUUCACAUACCUUUGGACAAGUUUGAAGCCCUCCUGGAGAUGGUCAAGGAUGAAAAGGCAGCGCGCCUGAGAUUGGAAGAGCAAGUAAUGGAGCUUCAAAAGGAGGUUGAAAUCCUCCGGACUCCAGUGUACGCCACCAUCAGAGAAGCGCCUUAUCCGACCCCAAGUCCCGAGUCAUCACACCAUAAUAUACCCGCGACUCCACGAGUGCUGCACCGAUCCCCAGGAUUUCAACUAAACUAUCCACCUCCUGAGAUCUCACGAUUCAGCGGAACCGAUCAGGAAUCAGAAAACGAGCAGGAAGAGGGAGGUUUCGAGGAAGUUUACGAAACACCGCUAGAGAAUUCGAGAAAGACUUUUGAGACUGCUCGAGAUGAUGUACGGCUGCCGGUAAUAUGAGCAUGAGCAUGAGCGCAAGCAGAAAUUUUUCACACAAAAUACAAGUUUUAGCAUGUUCCGAUAUGGUUAUGUUUUCGAUUAUUGCACGCAUUCGGUGGACUUGACAGACAUUUGCACAUCAAGCGGAAUUGUCACUGUCAAUAUUUAAUGAUUGGGGAGGAAAGACUUAGUCCCAGUCAGACUACGGUACGGUGCUCUUUUCAAGGAGAGAAAGACCGACAAGAUGGUGCUUGUGACCCUGCGGACCUCAGAGAAGUUUGGUUUCGUACGCCGAUUUGAGUGAGCGUUUUUAUCGGGUUGGCUAUGUUGUAUAUUAUGCAAUCUGUAUAGGUCUAGGG